This is a messenger RNA of Funneliformis caledonium, 588 nucleotides long. NCBI's taxonomy places the organism in Eukaryota, Fungi, Glomeromycota, Glomeromycetes, Glomerales, Glomeraceae. The record is from the annotation of a GenBank genome assembly.
AUGGCACAAGUGGUUACUGAAACCGUUUCUGGAAAAAUUCCUAGUACCACUCCUCCUGGCACACCCCCUGGUACCACUCCUAGUCCCAAACCUGGUACCACUAACGGAACCACUCUUUGUAGUGUGAGCGAUUAUACAAUUGUUACCGUUCCAUUGCAACAAUUAAAAAAUAAUUUCAGGGGAUUAAAUGUUACAGUUUCAGGAACUGUAUCUAUCAUCGAUGGAUGUACUUUUGAAGUUACCGGUUUUACUUACUCUUUCGCGGCUACCGGCACGUAUUGGUUUGGCAGUAAUUAUACGGAUCCCAAUGCGGAAGCAAUGUUAGUUAGUCCAACUCCAGUGGGUCAAUACCAAUCGGCACAAUCAAUAAAGUUUAAGUUGACACCAUCCAUAACAUUUAAUGAUUUUAACGUAUUGAACCUUUAUUCAAUUGAUGAGAAGGCCGUAUUCGGUCAGGCCGUAUUGAAACAAAGUCCACCUGAACCUGAAACUUUCAACGAACCUCCUAAAAGUCUGUCCAAUAAAUUAUCGUUCGAUCUUACUAAAAUUUUUGUUAGUUUCCUGCUUUCUUACAUUUGGAUAAUGUAA